UUUUGAUAUAUCAUUAUUUUCUAUUUCCAGAAAACAAUAAAUUGUUAAACAUCAAUAUCAUCUAGGUUAAGUAUACGAACAACACAAAUUCAAACAUCACAAAAAAUAUUUACAUAAACAUUAUAAUACAAUAAUUUAAUCAAAAAAUACAAUUAAAAAAACAAUAUUCAAAAGAAUAGUUAUAUACUUAAUAUUUGAAAAUCAAAGAUAUUUUUGCUAAAAUUUUACUUACCUGGCUAAGGAGAUCGUCCAUCUUUUUACGGAUCGAUAGAUUGUUGAGCAUGUGGUCGAACCGAAAAUACUCUGCAGUUUAAUUAAAUAUCUAAAACAUUUAUUCAAAUACUCAACAAAUAGUUUUGCUAAAUAUGAUAACUAAAUAGCCAACAAAAUUACAAAAAAAUAUUUAAACAGUAAAAAAUAUGUUACUUUAACGUGUUAAAAUUUAAAAAUAAAUUUUAAUUAUGACAUGCAUCUUAACAUUUAUAUAAAUAUAUAUCAUAACCUAAAUAUAAAUAAUUUAACAACUUAAAUUAGAAAAAAAUAAAAAUCCCGGGCGUAGCCCGGGUUAAUCCCUAGUCUUUAUAUAUAAAAUAGAGUCCUUUCUCUCCUUAGAGAGCCACCUAGGAUGCCACAUCAGAAAUUCUAGCUCUGUGAGAUCGGCAUCUGUUCUCUCUCACCAAAACUCACCGUAUCACCUGUUGUUCACAGUUUUGCAUUUGUUGCAAGCGUCUCUUCUAAUUCUUCUCCCGUUUCUCUACUCUUGAUCAUUCAUUCCUCUUCUUUAAAUCCUAUAUGCGUGAGCCAUAAUACCCUUCCAAAUUCCUCUCUUUCUCCAAUAAUAUAAACAUGUCUGUCGAAGAUUUUACCGAAUCAAAUUGUACAACAUCCAUUCACCAAAAAUCAAUCGACAGGGUUCCACCAUAGUCGUUGAUAUCCGCCAUUAGAGACAUGAUGAAGGGUUCCACCACGAUCGUCUAAAUCGGCCAUUAGAGAGACUGAGAUGCAGAUGUCUGUGUGACGAAUCCGUUGAUUACAAGUUUAUACUAUGGGAUGGAUAAUGUGAGGAAACCUGUUGUGAAUCCUUUUAGCUCGGAUUUACCCGGGGAUGACGACUUACUAAUGUGCCUCAACUAAAGACAAUGUAAGUCAAAACUCUCUCUUGCCACAUCUAUUUGACUCUAAUGAUUGGAUCAAGAUCUCACUUUAAAAUAUGUUUUGUUGCUGAGAUUUAAGCUUAAACAUGUUAAGUGGUCCAAUUCCAGAUACAUUUACGAAUCUGGAUUAUACCUUUACGUUCUUGAGUAAUAACUACUUAACAAGUGAAGUUCCUCUAUUUGUCCUCAACAGUAGAGCCAUGCUGGUGAUUGUUGCUACAAACAUUAACCCAAAAAUGGUUUGAGGCCGUUUGUUCCUUAAUUCCACUUCGGGAAUACACAUUUACUUAGACAAUGAAACAAAUGCAGGAGAACAUGUAUUUACAGGUUGGUCACCAGAGACACUGGUCUUCCAUCGGCCGCACCACCCCUGAGAGGGUAUGCAAAGGUUGAGCCCCUACAAUAGCUGAGCUCAAUAGUUUUAUCAUCACUGCACCGUCGCAGGUAAAGUAGCUACCCAUGUUGUUUUAAUAUUUGAAUGGUGUGAUUCUGUCUAUAAACCUGAUAUAUAACAUGCUAAAUAUUGAGUUCAUAUGCACUGAGAGUUACUCGCGUCAACCUAGAGAAAGGAUGGCGUUACGUCGCUUGCUCUGAAUGCACCAAAAGCUGCAGCGCACUGACUCCUCAUUUGCAUGUGUGCGAUGCGAUAGUGCUCAUGCUGUUGGUGCUCUCCGCUACAGAAUAGAGAUGAACAUUGCUGAUGAUACUGCUGAAGCUGGUCAAAUGUUGGCUGAAAAAGGUGUGAACCUUGAGGACUCUCGGAUGCCUCUGUUUAUUACAUACAUGGAAGGAAAGACACACGGCGAGCCAUCAGACAUUCACCAUCACACGCAUUUUUUAUGAACGUGAUCGUGUGCCCCUCCCUGACUUCGUUGACAAUGUAAGGGAGGGUACGAUAAUGAUGGUGGCGACAUGCCAGGUGAUAAUCCAAUUCCUUAGUGGUGAAGCAGCUUUGAAUGGUGGUACGGAUACAAAUGGUGAUGUGUCAAACAAGGUGGCCAAUCCAGCUUUGCAGGUUGUCAAGAUCUUUGAGCGUUAAAUACUCUGUAUUUAGAUAAUGCUUAUGCAUGAGCUUUCCUUUUCACGUUUUCGUUUUCUCUACUUUUGACUUUCACCACUUAGUGGGUUCUAUGUUUGAGUCGAACAAACUUCUUAUUUCAUAUUAAAAAUAUCUUUAAGCUUCAUGAUCUGAUUCCAAACCAUGUGCCUAAAUUGACCUCGAUGAAUACUCUAGAGUUCGAGAAAUGGCUUUAGGCUUUAUGAUCUAACUCCAAACCAUGUGCCUAAAUUUGACCACUAUCAAUACACGUCGAGUUUGAAUUACGUAAACCCAUUUUUCAUUUGUUUGAAUUAGCAAAACGUGUUUAUAUAUAUAUAUAUAUAUAUAUUUAUUUAUUUAUUGUGUACAAUCUUAUUAUCGAUUGGAGUUUGUAUAUUAUGUUUAAUUAACCAAUUUAUGCUUAGCAUUUAGGUAGUAGAUGUGUACAUUCUUUCGUGUAUUCUGAAUAAGGUGUCAUUCUUAUUAGGUCUCACCAAUAUUUUCACAUUUUAUAAUUCAACUUCUUACGUUUGAUGAGAAUUCAAACUAUUUUCUGGUUAAUAAACUCACCUGUAAGUAUGGCAAUUUGUUUGGGGAAAUAGAGCAUUAGCAAAGCAUCAAACAACGACAAAAAUUAAGUCAACAUAUUUUUGUAUUAUCUAUUUUUUUUCUGUACAGUACACUGAUAAUACUAUAUAGUCCCCAGAUCUUACCCAUGGCAACAUGGAUAUUUGCCAUGGGUCCAAAAUUUUUUUUGUGUUGUUUAAAGAUCGAUUUUAAUCUGUUAAAUUAUUAAAAAUCUUAUAUAUAAUGAGGCACUUUUGCCUCUCCUAAAGCUAUCCACGCGUCCAUGUUUUAAAUACUGUGGGUCCCCUGUCAAAAUCGGAAAUGGGUUCGUCUUUAUUUACUUCAAAUGUGUUUGGUCGUAGUCUCUUUGAAAGCCUGUUUUUUAAAAAGGUUUUGGCCCACUUAAUAUCUUCAGCGUUUAGUUUAGUUAAAGCUCAAAACGUUGUGUUUUGUGGCCUCUCCUAGCUCUCCAUCUGAUUAGGGUUCCAUCCUUCUCUUUUUUUCCUUAUAGAUCUCGGCCCGCCGUUUUCGCCUGUCACGAUCUGUACAAAGCGUGUUUAUCUUCUCAUCUCUUCACCUCCCCAAUCGAUCUAUCUUUAUUACUUAAAUUUCUGGAAUAAAUGUUAAUCCCAUUCAAUCCAUUCUCGGUUUCGACGCUUCCGCUUUCUUUUUCUGAAAGCUAUAUAUAUCAGCGGUUUGACAUCAUGCUUGAAUUCAUGGGAAUCACUCUGCUCUUUCUUGAUGAGAAGAAUUCAGUUCACUCUUCGAUUGCAGAAUUCAGUUAUACAUAGAUUCAUUCCUGCUGGUCGCUCCCCUUAUUACCGUCCGUUACUGAAAGCGGGCUCAGUCAUGAGAGUAUCGCGCUAUGAGGUUGCAAGAUGUACAAGAUAACGGACCAUCCUUUCGUGAUCCGGUUUAUCCCUCAAACAACCAUUGAUGAAGUUUUCGAUAAAGCUCCCGUUAUCAACGUUGAGAAAUUCAUACUACGGAAGUUUGACCCUCUCCAAGCUCUCGCAAACACUAAUUUGGAGCUCCCCGAUUGUUGGGCAGAUUCAAUCUGUUCAAGAUUCGGACCUAGCGGCUGCUGGAGUGAUGACUCGAGUUGUUGUCCCUUUUUUGAUUGAACCGAUGGUGGUCGUGUACCUCUCUUUGUGGGAUGAUGUUGCAUCAAUGUUUAGGGGUCUUAUCAGCUCAGGUGAUAGGACACAGUCUGUCAUGGUGGUCACAACUGUGAAUCCCAAAAUAUUUGGAGGUAACCUAUACCUCAACGCAACCCCAGCGACGAAAUUUGAUUUCGACCCAGCUCUACAAGCUAUCGCGGAGUUUACGGCCAGCUUAAAAGGCCCAUCGGGAGAAGCUUUUCCUUGCAUCGACACCAAACAUGGCAUAAAAAAGAAGGAAGUUGUCUCCAUAGGAGAGCGAAACAAGUUCAUUACCAACUCUGAUGAACAGACACAUGAAGCUGAUUUAAUUUGCAAGGCUCGGGCUGUGGAAGUUCUGCAACAGAAUGGUUGGUUUUUCAUUUCUUGCACUGGCUGCAGCAAGAAGCUUGACAAGUUUGGGAGUUCUCUCCGUUGCAACCGUUGUGCUAAUCCCAACGUCACAGGGGUUAUAAAAUACCGUGUCGAGCUUUUCGUUGAUGAUGGGGAUGAUAAUGCCAUUUUUGUGGUCUUCGACAGGGAGAUGGUGAAGCUGACUAAGCAGGAUGCACCUGGCCUGACUCUAGAUGAGAUGAAUGGGGGUGGGAGCGAGGAACUCCCGCAAAGUGUUAAAGACCUUGCUGGGAAAAUUUUUGUUUUCCAUAUACGUGUGACACCAUUAAUUUUUUCCCCAAGCCACCCUAUCACUGUCUCUUCAAUCAUGGACAGCAUCCCUCCCGAGACGUUCAAGAUUACUGCAGAUGAAUUUGUUCAGGUGGAAGGUGGUGAAGCAUCAGCAUCUGCCAGCAAGAAUGUUAAAGGUGAAGCUUAUGAAACAAGUCCAUCGCUGAUGGAGGCGCAGAAGGCACCCGUAAACACCCCCGUGAGUGAAGUUAAAAAGCUGGACCACCGUCAACCAACCUAUGCUUUCGUUUCUUCUAUGCACUUUUCUUAUUUAGACUUUCCAUUUUCUCUGUUUUAAGGCUUUUUUUUACAAGACAAAUGCUUUUUAAUGUUUAAAUACAAAAGGGUUGACGGAAUAUUUAGCAUCGUUGUUAUAAAAUUCACAACAUGCCACUAGCAUCGCGAACCAAAAUACAAAAUAAACGUUAAAGAAUGCAACAUACGUGUCGUUGCCACGCGAACUAAUUACAACCAAUUCCUCUAAAUAUAUUGUAGUCAAGAUCUUACUCGAACGGACAGGUUAUCAAUAUACAUGAGUAGGUUUUAGAACAAUUAAGCUUUAUUUUUUUUGUUAAAGGAUUUAAAAAAAAAAAAUCAUCAUAAGUCCAACAACACGAAUUCAAAAUUAAAUUCCCAUAAAUACGGAACUCUUCAAAAACAAAAACCACACAAUUCUUAUAAGUGACCAACAUUUAAUAAUAAUAAAAAUACAGAAAAACAAACGAGUGUAGUGACAUAUGUUUGAAUUAUACAUUUGACAUUGAGCUAUACUAAAUUUGUUUCUACACAACCAAAUUUAACAGAGACAAAGUAUAAUAUUUUAAUAUGGCACCAUCUUUUGCAUUCCACUCAAAACACAUCUAUAUUUUAUUUUGGAACCUGCUGCACACCAUGCAUCUUCCUGAUGCGUAACACAAAGUUACGAGGAUUUAUUUUCAAUCAAUUAAUAAUUUUGUAAAUGAUUUCCAUAAUUAUGGGUUCCAAUUAAACUAAAAUUUACAACUACGCGAAGAGUCUACGCUAACCUACUAAACUUUUUUCUCAUCAUUUCUGAAUCCAUACGAGGAUAAAAAAUUGAGCUCCCUCCACAUAAGAAAUAAUCUGCCUUCUGCUAAGAAUCAUAUUUGAAAUUUCUAGAUAUACGUAUGUUCAGUUUAACCAUUGUUCAAUUCCAUUUCAAGGUAAAAAAAUAUCAACCAUAACACAACUGCACUUAAAGAAUUAAAGAAAUGAUUCUCUCUUCUUCUUAUGCAUCUCAUCUCAUCACUCUUCUUCUUCAUAAACAUCUCUUCGCUCUUUUUCUACACUCCACAUCCCUCAAUCUAACCAAUCGCAACAUCUCAAAAAUUUCUAACAUCCCCGCGCUUGCGCGGGGCUAAGCCCCUAGUAACUCAUAAUUAAGUAAACCUAAUUUAUUUAUUACAUAAUAAAACAAUAAAAAAUCUGUACAUUCACCAUUAGUUUUGAGAUAUUUUUUUCUAUUUGUUUCAGGUAGUGUUUUGAAAAUCGGACCAGACGUUGAUUCGGCAUUGUAACUAGAUCAAUGAUCGGACCGGUCUAACUGGUUCAACUGGAUUUUAAAUUUUAUAUUAAGUAACUAUUAUAUGUAUAACAUAAAAUGAUUUUUAUAAAAUUUUAUAUAAUUAUUAGAAUCUAAAAAUGAUAUGAAAACAAAAAUAUUAUUUUUCAAAUAAUAUAAAAUAAUGGAAAUAAUUUAUUUACAUAGAUACUUAGAAAACAAUAUGAUUUUUUAAUGAAAUGUUUUUAAAGUUUGCAGUUUAGAAAAAUACUUGAAUUUGAAAAAAUAGGAAUUUAAUAUCAAUCUUGAACACUGGUUUUAGCGAAUUUUACCGGUUUUUGACCGAGUUUGCCAAUUUAACUCAAAUCCAGUUUUUUAGUAUACCCCGAAAUCGAAUAGAUGGUCGAGUCAUGGUCUGACCGGCCUGUUUGGUCCAGCCGGUCGGUCUGGUCCAGUUUUCAAAACAUUGGUUUCAGGUUUUGGAGUUCAAGUUAAAAGAAAUGGAGUAAAGAAAAAUAUAAAAAAUAUUUAUAAAAGGAUCCAUAUUCUGUGCUUCACCGAGAGUUAUUAUAUUGGUUAAGACGACACUGUAUGCAUUAUCAACCUUUCCUCCAAAGUCUACAUGGCGUAGAGCAUUAGCAUUAGGAUUAGGAUUAUGCUCUACAUUAUCUGAUCAAUAUUUAGUAGAAUAGUAUUUAGAAAAACAUUUACCAAAUACUAAUGUUCUCCUAAUGUUCUCUGGCCAAUACUCUCAUCUAAAGCUUUUAGAAUAGCAUUUGCAUUUAUAAUUUAUAAAAGUAAGAAAAAUAUAUAAUUAAUUUAUUUAUUUUAUUUAAUAAUAUCAUAAAAUUAUUUUUAUAUCCAGAAAAUAAAAUGUAUGUUACAAUUAAAUUAUAUUUUAAAUGUGAAAUCUUAUUUUUAAAAAUAGAUAUUUUAAUUGUAAUUUUUUAAAAAAAAUAAUAUUUCCCAUAUAAACAUAAUUGAAAUUAUUAAAUAAAAUAAAUAAAUUAUAUUUCUUAUAUUAAUAUAUUUUUAUAUAUAUAUUAGAAAUAUAUUAAUUAGAAAUUAAUAUUUUAUAUAUUAUAUACUAAUUUUGAUAAUAAUUUUAAAUAGCAUAUUCAUACUACUCUAUCAAUCAUUCUAUUCAACAGUUUAGCAAAAGCAUACAGUUUUUGCAGCAUACUACUUCUAUAGCAUAUUCUUACUGCUUUAUCUUCUACUCUACCAAUCAAAGACCAUAGUAUAUUCACAUCACUUUCUUAAAUAUAAACAUUAAGUACAAUAAAGUUAUAUUUUGCGCGUAGCGCGGACCGACCCUGGUAGUAUAUAAGUUAUCCAUUAACAAUGGAAGAGGGCAUUUUCGUUCUAGAUGUGACUUGGUUUCAGGAAAAAGUGCUUUUCCAGCUCAUUGUGUCUCUUUGUGUAAAAAAGAUGAAAACGUGUCUGAUUGUAUAAUGCACUCCAAAAAAAAAAAAAAAGUUUUCAACAUCAUUUAAAUUUCUGGCUCUACUAUUGGGGUUUCUUUCGGCCCAUAUAACUUAUAUGACCAACCUCUUAGUCGAAGGUUGAUUACGCAUUCAAAGGAAUGGUAGACUCUCUUCCUUCUCUCUUAAGAUUCCUUGAAAGAGAAAGACUGAGUCGUGGUGGUUCCUUUCCUCUCCCUUCCUUCUGAUCUGUGAUAUUGACUCCAGUGCACACGGUGAUCUCUUCCACGGUGUAGCUGGCUUAGACUCUGGUGUUUCCGCGAUCUUCUAGGUGGAAUCAUCCAGCUUGGGUUUUGGCGGUUUUUGAUGGCUUACUCUCGGGAUUAAGCUCCGCUAGUUUCGCUUUGUCUUUCUUACCAUCGAUUGAUUUUCUCUUCGGACAGUAAGUCCGAGUUCGUUUGGAGGAUUGAUCUUGAUUAAAGUUUGGUUUUUUAUGAAGAAAAGUAUGGGUUUGGAUGAGAUCUCGGUUCUAACCGAUUGAUACUCUCCAAAGCUCAGGGUACGUGUUUAACUGAUGAAGCCUUUAGCUUUCAAUACAGUCGUUGGAGGUGGCUUUUUCGGUGGUGGUUCUGGUUGAGUUCCCGGUGGAUUCCGGAGUUUUAAACGCUUUGUUUGGUUCGGUGGAGAAGAUUGAAGUCGAAAAAGACAGUGGAGUUUCGUGGUUCCGAGAUGACUCCGGUGGGAGAUAGGGUUUCCGGUGAAUCGUCCGCUGCGUACCGACGUUGAUUUGCGAGGCGGCAAAAACGAUAAAGGCAUGUGCGACACGUGGGCACUCUUUGUUAGGGUUGGAACACAUUAUUGACAGUACAUGUCGUUUUUUUGUUGGGUUGCCUGUUUGUUGGGCUUUGGGUUUGGAUUCCCUUUUGUUUGGACCUUUGUUUAGGGUUUCCUUUGUAAUAUUUUUUGGACCUUGUUGUUUUUUGGGCUUUGGUUCUGUUAAUAAAUAUCAGAGAAAAAAAAAAAAAAAACUUAUAUGACCAAGACCCAUAUUUGGUUAACGAAUAGGUUUACGGUUGAGCCUCGAUUUCUACUAACUAUUUUAUUCUCGUGAACUUAUUAUUAAAAUGCAUUAAAAUAUCAUAUGAUUUGGUACAAGUUCCACUUUGGGAUAGACUGGUACAUAAACUUUCAAAGCUUCUAUCACCACUCACCAAUGUAAGUAUGCUAUAUAGUAUUCAGAAAUGAUGUUUCAAAGGAACGCCUUACGAACAUGACUUGACCGGCUAGGGCAUUUUGCUAAAUGUCCAAUUUACUCUCGACGACUUUAUACACACUCACACAUCAAAACCAAACACCUUUUGUGUUUGUAUUUUACUUCUUCAAAAGCAAAGUUUGAAGAUUCAAGAAAAAGCUAAAGCUUCUUCAUCUCUCUGAAAUCGAGAUACAAACGAGAGCUUGUUGUAGUGACGAAGAUGGUUUUUACUCCAUACCGACCAGAUUUACUCAUAAUCUACAACUCUCAGGAUCUUUCUCUUUCUCAACAUUUGGUAAUACACUUUCUUCACUCAACGUUUGUGGUUUCCUGGAAUAGAUUGGAACUUUCUUCUUCAAACCAUGUUUUGUUUAUAUACUGUAAAAAUUGUAGAUAAUCUUGAUAAGAUAAUUGUAGAUAAACUGUAAACCAGCUUUAAACUUUGCUUCUUCAGUUCUUUAUCUCACUUGGUUUUGGUUCUGCUUUAUUCAAUAUUUUUAUUAUUUUACUGUUCUAUUUAAUUCUUAAUUUUCCUCCACUCUUCUUGAUGUUCAUUAGCUCUGUUCAACAUUUACCUUCUUUUCAUUCAUCUGCUUUUUUUAAUAUAUAUAUUUUAGGGUUUGGUUAUGUUCUCCAUUUCGAUUCUGUUUCCGAUCUCUGUAGGAUUUGUGUCUGUUGCUGAUUUAUUAGAGUUUGGUUGUGUUUGCUCUCUUACGGUUUGGUUAUGUGUCCGGUCUCUUAGGGUUUUGGUUCUGUUACUUGUUUUCUAGGGUUUGGCUCCGUUCCUUGAUUUCUAAGGCUUUGGCUAUGCUAGAUAUCUUAGGGUUUCUGAUUCCUCUGCUCUUGACGAGACACGAUUAGCUUCGAGGAUGUUGGUCUAAGUUUAUCACAGACAAUGAUCCCAUGGACGGAGACUUUCUCUUGUUUUCCUACGAUGGUUAUAGAACCUUCUUCUUGGUAAGCAUUUUCCGGGAUGGGUUGCCUGUGAAACCCAAAGCUCCAGUCAAUAUUCAAGAAAUUUCAGACGAGGAUGAAACAGCUGAUGAUGAUGAUAAAGAAGAUAACGAUCAGAACAUGAUCAUUUCUCUUUCUUCGGGAAGCAGCGAAGAAGACAAUGUUGAUACGUUGACAAAGCUCAUGGAAGUUCAAGGAGAGUUACGUCUUCGCAAAGGAAACCUGCUGAAGCUAUUGGUGAUCCAGAGAUGUAUUUUGGUGAUCCCUCUAACCCUUUCUUUAUCGCAACUUCGACGUGUAGCGGUAGUGUGUUGCUGGUUUUAAAAAAACAACCGCAUCUUCCGACUUUUCCGUCGCCGAAUAUUACAGCGUCACAAAACUCUAUCAAUUUUUAGUCGCAGUGCUUUAAACCUCCUAUUCUGACAACCACGAAAGGCAGAAAUCAUCACCAUAUAGUGUAUUUAUUUAGUCGCAGAGAAAACCAAAAAGAACAUGGCUAUAAGCAAGUAAUAAAAGACCAUGACUUAAAGUUUGGUGGCACAAUCAAGUUCAUCGAUGGAUUUGGCGAAUUAGAGGGAAAGAUUGGAAACUGGAAAGAUAGUAUUGUAGUUAACAAGUGGAAAGAAAUCUACGAAAGAAAUGAUGCAACGCCUGAAUACUAUUUUAACCUUGUGUUCAUUUAAAUCUUCUUACGGUCUUGGAUUUGCAGUUGUCUUCAUUUAAAUCUUCUGUUGCAUGUGUAACGUAAACAAUGGAGUAUGACUCAAUUUUCUUCUUGAGUUAAUCUUAGUCUUUUUCUUUUAGAGGC
Brassica rapa (field mustard) is the source of this 10540-nucleotide messenger RNA. RefSeq lists its product as uncharacterized. NCBI's taxonomy places the organism in Eukaryota, Viridiplantae, Streptophyta, Magnoliopsida, Brassicales, Brassicaceae. The record is from RefSeq and is a predicted model, not a curated record.